Tinamus guttatus (white-throated tinamou) is the source of this 584-nucleotide messenger RNA. Lineage: Eukaryota; Metazoa; Chordata; Aves; Tinamiformes; Tinamidae. The record is from RefSeq and is a predicted model, not a curated record.
AUGCCCCCAGCCUCAGGCCAGGCCCAGGGCAGCCUCAGAGCGCCCAGGAGCCGUCUCCCCACCAGCAGCUCUCCCGCGGUGCGCGCGACGCUGGCUCUGCACCCGCUGAGGUCCACAGGAGGGUCUCCAGGAGGCAGGGUGCUCAAGGGAGGCAGGCCCCACCCCCGGGGCACCGCGCAGCACACACUGACGGGCGCCGGGCCCACUCCUGCAGACACCUGCCUGACUCUGGACGACUUCCUGCACUACAAGCACCUGGUGCACAAGCAGCAGUUCGAAAAGCCCAUGGAAGAGGCCCAGGAGGAGCGGGCGACCCUCCAGUUCUCCGCCCUGGACCCCGAGAAGAAGGGGCACAUCGAGUGGCCGGAUUUCCUCUCCCAUGAGUCCAUCCAGCUGCUGCAGAAGCUCCGGCCGCAGAACUCCCUGCUGCGGCUGCUGACGGCCAAGGAGCGGGAGCGGGCGCGCACGGCCUUCCUGGCCCUUGACCAGGACAGUGACGGCUUCAUCAGGGAGAGUGAGUGCCACAAGGCCCGGCACACGUGGUUCCGCAAGCACCAGAAGGAGACGCCAUCCUGCAACGUCAG